CACACAGAUAUACAAAACCGUGGCUGCAGCAUCAGCAUCAGGGAAGACGGAUAGAGCGAUGGAGCGGUACUGUGACACUCCCUUCGCUCGGACAGUGAGCUGUGAUGUGAUGUGAUGUGAUGUGAUGUGAACGAGAGGCUCGUGAGCGGUCAUGCAGAACACUACGGCUGUACGGUGUGAUACCGGAGCCGCGGAGCGCAUUUCCAUCGCCGCACUGUUCUCCUUCAUGUGCGCUCUCGGCACCGUCCUCAACCUGUUGGUCAUCGGUCUAGUGUUAAGCUUCAAGAAGCUGCGCACAGCGAGCAACGCAUUCAUCGUUAACGGCUGCGCGGCCGACUUGCUCGUGUGCGCUGUGUGGAUGCCGCACGAGGCGGCCGUGGCGGCGUCAGUAUCAUCCCCGCUGUACGGAGCUGCUCCACCGGACGCGCUGCUGUUCCUUGGCGCCACCGUUUCGCUCCUAUCGCACUCGCUGAUCGCCGUGAACCGCUACGUGUUGAUCACGAAGCCACCCGCCGCCUACCACGCGCUUUACCAGCGGAGACGCGCACAGGCCAUGAUCGCCGCGUCAUGGAUCGUCGCAAUCGCGUGCCUGCUUCCUCCGUGGCUCGCGGUGGCUCGUCGCCCGGCGUUCGCUUGCGGACUGAUGCUGCUGAUGCUGCUUUCCGAACCCUGGGCCGCUGCUACCCUCGCGCUCACGAUUCUCGGCCAGACCGCGGUUGUAACGUACUGCUACUUCAAGAUCUUCCGGCGCGUGCAGAUCAGUGCUAAGCGCGUGAGCGUUCUACACUUCCAACUCGUCAACAACCUGCCGUACUCGUUCCCGAGAAAGGACAAACGGCUUGGUGUGCAUGUACUGGCCGUGUGCCUGGUGUUCGUGUUGACCACCGAGCCCGUGCUUUGGACUCUGACCGCGGGCCUGUUCGCUCCCGUACCGGCGGCGCUUCGCACGUGCGCCUGGCUCCUGUUCUGCUCCGUCUUCGUGUCUGAUCCGUUUCUGUACACGUGGAAGAACGAGGAGUUCAGAAAAGCGUUCAGAUCCGUCCUGAGAGGUGACUUCUGGCGAGGCUCCACCGUGGCCGCUGAGCCCGUUACCGUCAGCACCGUCGCUCACGUUUUCCCCCGACAGAACAGUCGCAGGGCGUUUUUAGCAGAGAUGAGUUAAGAGUUAUAUUUAACAGUAAUAAUGCACUUUUUAACGCGCCCCUGAUAACUUUAUCUUACUUUACAACAUUUCCAAGGCCGGAUCGCUUGGUCACUAUGGUGGUACCAUCAAAUAUGCAUCUUUUCUAGUUCACAACAUGAUUUAAGGUGCAUAAAUGGAUUAGCUUUCAACUUAUAACUACACUACGAAUCCCUUUCUACUACACAAAAUGUGUAGCUUUGCAGUACCAUUCAGUGACAGGGAAAGACACACACUCCAUCUCUGAUUCACUGUUUGCAUUCAGGGUUUAGGGUUUUACAAAAUGGAAGCAACUCUAGCAAUUUAUCACCUGAUAUUACUUAGAAACCUGAUGAUCUGUAUCAGAUUUGAACACCACAUACACAUGCCGUGCCUCAUAUAUACACAAUACCUUUCCUUGUGACUGGAUUGAUACCCUCAUCUUUUGUAGCCCAAAUGUCGAUAUAGCAUCUAAAUGAUUUAAGGUCCAAAAAUGGACUAAUUAGUUAAUUAGUUUUUAGGUAAAAGGUGCUAAGGAUACAAAACUUGAAGGUACCACCACAGUGACAUCACAGUGACAAAUAAAAGUAUAGUUCGGUUUAAUUCAGUUAGUUUUUUCCCCAUAUAAUGUCAAAUAAAAGUGGAACAAAUUUGAAAUAAAACAUCAGAUUCAGUAUAUUGCUGCUGUUCACACUAAUAAAUACGUAGCCUCAGAGUAUCAUAAAUACAUUUAACUGUAGAUUUCAAGUGUCACAGUUACCCAGGCGUUGUGACUUGCAAAACAUUUUAGGAAAAAAUGGAAAAAAAAAAGUCAGACAAACUUUAUUUUUUUAUGGCUUUUCAUCUACAGACUUUAUAAAAGUGACAAAAAAAACAAAACAACAUAAUUUAGCAUGCUACUUAGCAACGCUAAUUCAAGUUCAUUUAAUUCAAAUUGGUCAACUAGGCUUGCACAUAGUAUUCAAAUGAGCAAGAAAACCCACUCUACUACACACUGCUUCACACUCUCAUCCUUGUGCUGCAAGUGGCCAUUAGUGUGAUACACUUCAGCUGGACAAUUUCUCCUUUUUUCCCCUAUUCUUACAAGCCUGAUCCGUCUCCCUGGCUCAUUACAAAGCCUUACAUGCUCCUUGUGAGAGAAAGGCAAUGAGAUGUGCUAAUAACAGUGUAGAAACACAGCUAUGGAGUUAGGGGUCUGCAGAGCUUAUUUUUCUACCUCAUUACUGCAAAACAGGAAAGUGUUUUUGUUUUUUUGUUUUGUUCUUUUCAUUUUGGGCAGUGAUUUACAGUGAUUAAAAUGAUUUGUGGGUAAAAUGUGAUGCUUUUGAAGUAAUAGACAGCUCAUAAAACCAACAUAGAUAUGAAACAAGGCAGCAACACUGAUUUCGAAGAAAUGUUUGAAUAUCCUGUUGAUGCUGAUCUUUCAAUACCGAGGUAUGUUUAAGUCUGAUCUUCAUGAAACCACAAAUCAAAUUAAUGAGUCAAUGUGCAUGGGGAUGCCAACAGCAAAACACAAAUUUUAUGCUAUCAGUGUGAAUUCUGUGAAUUGUUUAGUUUUUCAUAAUUUGCACAUAAAUCACAGGACCAAGAAUGUCAUGAAUUUUUAUGGUGAACCUGAAUCUUUAUAGUUCCUUAAAAGGGUAAUGGUUUAUAAUCUUUCUAAAACUGUUGAUAGGUUUCUAAAUGUAACUUUCUUAUCAGUGUGUGGGAGGUUUUCAUUAAGAAAAUGUUUAAACAAAAAAUAUUUUAAACAAGCAAUGUAAAUGUAUGAAAAUCACUUCUUCAUAUUCUUUACCAACCUGAUUGGAUGGCUAAUUGAAUUGCAAAGGUGCAUUUGCUAUCUUAUAAGAUGGGGCAUCUUUCACUUCUGCAGGAAUACAGUGUUCGUGCCAAACGCAUGCCUUUUGUUGAUGUGACUAGAACGAGGCAGUGUUUUUCAUAUCGUUUUUGU
Tachysurus vachellii is the source of this 3110-nucleotide messenger RNA. It is a transcript of the gene gpr88, whose product is annotated as G protein-coupled receptor 88. The record is from RefSeq and is a predicted model, not a curated record. Bases 152 to 1162 code for a protein of 336 amino acids. Gene Ontology annotation, biological process: G protein-coupled receptor signaling pathway. Gene Ontology annotation, cellular component: membrane. Gene Ontology annotation, molecular function: G protein-coupled receptor activity. The transcript has a single exon. NCBI's taxonomy places the organism in Eukaryota, Metazoa, Chordata, Actinopteri, Siluriformes, Bagridae.